AUGUCGCAACCCAAAAUCCUCUUCGUGCUCACCAGCCACAACAAGAUGGGCGACACCGGGAAGCCUACGGGAUGGUACCUGCCCGAGUUCGCACACCCUUACGAGGUCCUCGCCCCCCACACCCAGAUCACCAUCGCCUCCCCUUCAGGCGGAGCCUCCCCGCUCGACCCGGCCUCCAUCGAGGCGUCGCAGGAUGAUGCCGCGUCGUUGAAAUUCUUGAAGGAGAAGGAGAAGCUAUGGACUAACACUGAGAAACUGUCGAGCUUUGUGGGCAAGGCGGCGGAGUUCGAUGCCAUCUUCUUUGUGGGAGGGCAUGGACCAAUGUGGGAUCUCUCUCAGGACGCCACUUCCCACCAGAUCAUCAACGAGUUCGCCUCGGCCGGCAAGAUCGUCUCUGCAGUCUGCCACGGCCCCGCCGCCCUCGCUCACGUCAGGACGCCCGCCGGUGACUACCUGCUCAAGGACCAUGCCGUCACGGGCUUCUCCACCUCGGAGGAAGACGCCGUCGGCCUGACGCAGGCAAUGCCGUUCAUCCUCGAGGACCAGCUCAAGGUCGCCAGCGGCGGCAAGUACCGGAAGGCCGACGGCGACUGGGCGCCGAACGUGGUGGUCAGCGGGAAGAUCAUCACGGGCCAGAACCCGGCGAGUGCGAGUGGGGUUGGAGAGGCGAUUCUGAAGGCUGUUAAGUACUGGCGGUUAGAGUGGCUUGCUUGCUUCCUUGCUUGCUUGGAAGUUGCGUACGAUAUAGAAUACCAUACAUUACGUGAGCUCACUUCUGUCUCCCAGAAUGAAAACACAACUUUUAUCCCAAGAAUAAUCUUCCACUCAUUGGCCCCGUCCCACUUUAUCUCGCUGUUUCUGCUGAGCAAAGCAAAGAAGAAGAAGAAGAAGAAGAAGAAGAAGAAGAAACCUUUCCAGGGUUUCGACGAGCGGAGGUCAAGUUUUGGUCAUGUCGUGAUGUCUGAUUCGGAAUGCAUGAUAGAAUCACUUACUUUCGACGUUCGACCCCGAUGGGGAGAAAUAGCAGGACUACGAAAGAGGAUAAAUCUCGGCAGAUUAUUUACUUAUUUUCUGCAGGUCCCACCCGAUCCUUGCCGAAGAACGCAAAUCCGCUGGCCGGCCAUGGGCGAUUUAGAUCCCGCGUUUGUGCACGCGCUGGCAGCGCAAUCCUGGGUUCUAUAUGGUGUUGGGAUGUUCCUGCUACUGCUACGGAUAUACGCGAGGAUACACAGACUCGGCAUCAAGAGGCUUCAGACGGAUGACUAUCUCAUGCUACUAGCUGGAGGUUUAUACACGGCACUAAUUGCAUGCUUAAACAUCAUUGCGGGUGGAGGGGGAAGCAACCUCUACCAGCCAGGAGACUUCGACACUUUUACUGCGAAGAAUAUCGAGGAGAGGAUCAAGGGAUCCAAGAUUGUUCUCGUCUCGGAACAGGCAAUGCUUAAUGUGAUUUACGUUAUAAAAGCAUGCAUGCUCAUCAUGUAUACGCGCCUUACGUUAGGGUUACAAGUUCAGCGCAUGGUUGUCUAUCUCUCUGUCUAUGUUGCUGUAGGCUGGGUCGCGACCGAGAUUGCCUUCUUCACGGCGUGCACCCCAUUCAAAGGCUACUGGGCCAUGCCCCCUCCGAAUCACCAAUGCACGACACUCCAAAACUACGCCAUAGUUCAAGCUUGCUUCAACAUCUCCUCCGACUUCCUGAUGCUCUUCAUCCCCCUCCCUCUCGUAACUAAGCUCACCAUACCCCUGAAGCAGAAGGCCGUGCUCAUCCUCAUUUUCUCCAUGGGCACCUUCAUCAUCGUCGCCGCGAUCCUCACCAAAGUCUUCAACCUCUCCGACGUCUUCUCGCCCAGGUACAUGCUGUGGUACACCCGCGAAGCGUCGGUCGCCGUCUACGUUUCCAACCUCCCGAUGAUCUGGCCACUCCUCCGCGAAUGGUUCCCCUCUCUCAAAGGCUUUACCCCGUAUCACAAGCCAUCCCCGAAAGGACUUUCGUAUAGUGCGGGCGGCACCAAGCCGCAUGCAAGUCCCCAAGGUCAUCGUGGCUUUGCCGGCGGUAAGCAGCUGCACGAUACGGAUUUCGUGACCACGACCAUCAGCGCCACGGGCGAGAUUGAAGAGUACCUCAAGUCUGGGAGCACCGAUAGCGAGCUGGGGAUUGUCACCAGGCAGUCAUGGGAGGGCAACUCGGCUUCGAGACCGGGGUUGGAGGGUUGGGAUAGGGAAUUCCCAGGUACAGCCCAAGAUGGAGGUAUACAUAUGACAACGACGGUGGAGAUUUCGGAGGAGUACAGACCGAGGCUUGAGGUACCGAGACCGAUCAAGGCGACUAAAACGGGGAGCUGGGGAAAGGCAUCUGACCGCAGGUUCUUUUGGGAUUCCGGGUAUGGCUUUCGCUCGUGA
Messenger RNA from Drepanopeziza brunnea f. sp. 'multigermtubi' MB_m1, 2400 nucleotides. RefSeq lists its product as uncharacterized. The record is from RefSeq and is a predicted model, not a curated record. NCBI's taxonomy places the organism in Eukaryota, Fungi, Ascomycota, Leotiomycetes, Helotiales, Drepanopezizaceae. Gene Ontology annotation, molecular function: glyoxalase III activity. Gene Ontology annotation, cellular component: cytoplasm.